AUGAGCGCGCCCCUUAGCAAGGACCUGCGAACGAAAUACAAUGUGCGUGCAGUACCCAUCCGACGAGAUGAUGAGGUCAGGAUCGUGCGCGGCCACUACAACGAUCGUGAAGGGAAGGUGACGCAGGUGUACCGGAAGAAGUUCCGCAUCCAUGUGGAAAGGGUCACUCGCGACAAGGCCAACGGCCAGCCCGUGCCGAUCCCGAUCCAUCCUUCCAAGGCACAGCCUCUGCCGGGGUUGCCUCUCUGUUCCUUUGCGUUCAGCCGGUGA
Symbiodinium natans is the source of this 270-nucleotide messenger RNA. The record is from the annotation of a GenBank genome assembly. NCBI's taxonomy places the organism in Eukaryota, Dinophyceae, Suessiales, Symbiodiniaceae.